UGUUGCAGUAACCAAAAGUACUUAUACACCUCACACCUACCUUCUCUGUUCACUUCAAAGUGCUUUAAUUAAACCCACCUACAAUUUCACGCUCCCUUCCAUUCUUAUACCCCCUGUGUCCCUCCACUUCACUUAAUCAACUCUUCCAUUUCUUCUCUCUUCAAUAUCUCUCAAAAUGACAACUUUUUCCUCUUACUAUCAUCUCAUCUUCACUGCCUUAGCUUUCUUUGUAUCCGGCCUAAUUUUCUUCCUUACCCAGAAAACUAAAUCCAAAAAGCUCAACCUUCCACCAGGACCCCCCGGAUGGCCUAUUGUUGGGAACCUCUUCCAAGUUGCACGUUCUGGGAAGCCUUUCUUUGAGUAUGUGAAUGAGAUGAGGUUAAAAUAUGGCUCAAUCUUCACUCUCAAGAUGGGUACACGGACAAUGAUCAUCCUCACUGAUGCAAAGCUAGUGCAUGAGGCUAUGAUCCAAAAGGGGGCAACCUAUGCUACAAGGCCUCCGGAGAAUCCCACAAGAACCAUCUUCAGUGCCAACAAGUUCACUGUGAAUGCAGCAUUGUAUGGCCCAGUUUGGAAGUCACUGAGGAGGAACAUGGUGCAGAACAUGCUGAGUUCAACCAGGCUCAAGGAGUUUCGCAGUGUUAGAGACAACGCAAUGGACAAGCUCAUCAACAGGCUCAGGGUUGAAGCUGAGAAGAAUAAUGGGGUUGUUUGGGUUCUCAAAGAUGCAAGGUUUGCUGUGUUUUGCAUACUUGUGGCUAUGUGUUUUGGGCUUGAGAUGGAUGAGGAAACAGUGGAGCGAAUAGAUCAGGUUAUGAAGACUGUUCUCAUCACAUUGGAUCCAAGAAUUGACGACUAUCUUCCAAUUCUAAGUCCAUUUUUCUCAAAGCAAAGAAAGAGAGCCUUGGACGUUCGCAAGGAACAGGUUGAGUUCUUAGUCCCUAUCAUUGAGCAAAGAAGGAGAGCAAUCCAAAACCCGGGAUCAGACCACACAGCCACAACAUUUUCCUACCUUGACACACUCUUUGAUCUUAAAGUUGAAGGGAAAAAAUCAGCACCCUCUGACGCUGAAUUGGUCUCACUAUGCUCGGAGUUCCUUAAUGGAGGCACAGACACAACAGCAACUGCAGUUGAGUGGGGCAUUGCACAGCUCAUAGCUAACCCUCAAAUUCAAACAAAGUUGUUUGAAGAAAUUAAGAGGGCGGUGGGAGACAAGAAGGUCGAUGAAAAGGACGUUGAGAAAAUGCCUUAUCUUCAUGCUGUGGUGAAGGAACUUCUAAGGAAGCACCCUCCAACACACUUUGUGCUCACACAUGCUGUCACUGAGCCUACCACUUUGGGAGGCUAUGACAUACCCGUUGACGCAAAUGUUGAGGUCUACACUCCAGCAAUUGCUGAGGACCCCAGAUAUUGGUCCAACCCGGAGAAAUUUGACCCUGAAAGGUUCAUUUCCGGGGGUGAGGAAGCUGACAUAACUGGAGUCACAGGAGUCAAAAUGAUGCCUUUCGGGGUGGGAAGAAGGAUAUGUCCUGGGUUGGCUAUGGCCACGGUGCAUAUUCAUCUCAUGAUGGCUAGGAUGGUGCAGGAAUUUGAGUGGAGUGCAUACCCACCAGGGAAGAACUUGGAUUUCACUGGCAAGUUGGAAUUCACUGUGGUCAUGAAGGAAUCUCUAAGAGCAGUCAUCAAGCCAAGAGGAGAAACACUGCAGUUGUAAAUUUUUGCUGCUUUUGGUUUUUUCAAAUCAUUUAUAUAAUAUUAUAACUAUAUAUACAUCAUCAUGUUUGUGGUUAAUUACCAUACAACUGCAAGUUUCAUCUCAUCAUUAUAUAUCUUAAUUGGUCUUGUUUGUUGGAGAAAUUUGUUCUGGAGUUGUCAUAAAAUGGAUCUCUAUUGGAUUUUUACAAGUUGUCUUAGUUAUGUAUGAAAGUCCUUUUUGGAGCAAUCCACGUCUAAUUGUAUACAUAACUUUUCCUGUGAAUGAAGUGAAUGCUUUUCUCAGUUUCUUUUUUCUUUUUUUCUUUUUGGCUUUUAGAAGGCAAAUUAUGCAUAAGUGGUCUUUGCUAGAUGAAGUGAAAAGUUGUAGCCAAGAUACAAGAAUUUUGAGGUAACUGUAACUACUAAGGCUCUGAUAGCAUGAAGUAGUUGAAGAGGACAAGUAACUUGCAGGUUAAAAGUUUUGCAGAAAACGUGAUGUACGAAACUGUGUGUACCCACAAUAUCGCACACAAUGACAGCA
Abrus precatorius (Indian licorice) is the source of this 2236-nucleotide messenger RNA. Its product is annotated as cytochrome P450 77A3. Lineage: Eukaryota; Viridiplantae; Streptophyta; Magnoliopsida; Fabales; Fabaceae. The coding region runs from base 176 to 1714 and encodes 512 amino acids. Gene Ontology annotation, cellular component: membrane. The record is from RefSeq and is a predicted model, not a curated record. Gene Ontology annotation, molecular function: iron ion binding; oxidoreductase activity, acting on paired donors, with incorporation or reduction of molecular oxygen, NAD(P)H as one donor, and incorporation of one atom of oxygen; heme binding. The transcript has a single exon.